Messenger RNA from Musa acuminata subsp. malaccensis (wild Malaysian banana), 1382 nucleotides. Its product is annotated as transcription factor WRKY45-1. Lineage: Eukaryota; Viridiplantae; Streptophyta; Magnoliopsida; Zingiberales; Musaceae. Gene Ontology annotation, cellular component: nucleus. Gene Ontology annotation, molecular function: DNA-binding transcription factor activity; transcription cis-regulatory region binding. Gene Ontology annotation, biological process: regulation of DNA-templated transcription. The record is from RefSeq and is a predicted model, not a curated record.
AGCACACCCCAGUCGAGUUAGGGAAGGCGGGAGCAUUCGGAGGAGGAAGAGGAGAAGGAGAAAUGGAACAGACGCCUGCUGUGGCUUGUGGGGAAGCCGAGGAGUCCCUGGUCGGCGGCACGGUGGUGCGGGAGAUGGCGAAGAUCCGGGCAUCGACCUCCCGGCUCGGAGUGUUGCUCCGGGAGGCGUUGGAGGGGAAUUCCACGGUGGGAGCCGUCUUUGAGGAGCUCGAAGGCUCGAUCUCGCGAGCCUUCUCUUUGCUGGACCGCAAGCAGCAGGGCGGAGAUGCCCCCCCUUCUUCUGGGCACCAAAGUAGCGAGAUCCCGACCAAGAAACGGAAGGUGAAUCCGGCGGGUGAUCGGCGUGGAGGUUGCCGGAGAAGAAUACAAUCUUCUUCCCUGCGGAUCGUCAAAUCCAAGACACUGGACGAUGGCCAGACCUGGAGAAAAUACGGACAGAAAGAGAUCCAAAGUGCUAAGCAUCCGAGGAGCUACUUCAGGUGUACCCACAAGUACGAUCAAGGUUGCAUGGCGCACAGACAGGCGCAGUUAUCAGAGGACGAUCCCACUGAUUUCGUGAUCACAUACAUCGGGGAACACACCUGCAGGGAUCCAACCGUGGUGCCUCCUCAGAUGGUCUCUGCUUCCAUUUUUCAGGACACCUGCCUAAUUAGCUUUGGAGCAGGCGGUCAUGGCGUUAGGCAAGAAGCUUCGGUGCCUGCUUCCUUUGCCUCUCAGAAACAAGAGAGUGAUGAAGAUGCAGCGAGCAAUCUGACCACUGCCAGUUCGUCGUCGGGCUAUUUCCUGCUACCAGCGACCGAGAAUCCGGUGGUGACGACCCCCGACGUUACCUCCGGCUUCCACACCGCGACCGAUCUAGACAUGGACUUCAUGGCAGACACAUAUCUCGAGGAUGUGUUCGGGUUCGAUGACGACGAGUUCUUCCGAUGAGAUUUGGUGCCUUUCUUGUAAUACCAGUGGAUCUUAACAGCAGAGAAAACCUAGUCUGAGGGCAGCACCCACCAUGUUCCCCAGCUAUUUACUCAGCAAUUAAUUGCCUUCGUUCGCGGCGAGGAUCUUUCCAGCCAUCAACAGCACAGUGACAAGGAAACGCUUGCUAUCUUCCAGGACAGAUCACAUAGCAUCCAAGUCAAAUGAAUGUAUUUUCGAGCAGCAUUUUCUUCAUCUUCAACCUCCUGUCGACAGCCCAACUUUCCGAAGGCUACACCAUCUGUAUAGUUGCAGAAAGAUGCUGACACUUCAGAGCAUGUACUUGUUGGUAUGCAGCAUCUUGAUCAUGUCAUGAAGAUGCUGCUAAUUACAAGAUCUGUAGAACUGUGUAACCAAUUUAGAAAUAAUGAUCCAGAAACACUUUUUGUUCUA